Messenger RNA from Ceratosolen solmsi marchali, 5156 nucleotides. RefSeq names its product transmembrane protein 132C dtn (gene dtn). The coding region runs from base 99 to 4739 and encodes 1546 amino acids. NCBI's taxonomy places the organism in Eukaryota, Metazoa, Arthropoda, Insecta, Hymenoptera, Agaonidae. The record is from RefSeq and is a predicted model, not a curated record. The transcript has 17 exons.
UGCGUGCGUGCGUGUGUGUGUGAAAGAGAAAGAGAGGGACCGAGAGUGCGCGGUGAGCGACAGGCGAGCCAGUUCGCGAGAGAGGGAGCGAGGAGAGAAUGCCGGGAGGCAGCGUCGUCAUGGGAGCCGACUCCUGGAGGCGGGCGCUCAGAGCCGCGUUCGUCCUCGUCGUCGCCAUUGAUGUCGUAGUAUCGGUGGAGGUGCACUUUGAAAAUAAGGACGGGGGAUUCUUUUUGAAGCAUAGUCCACGGCAAUUUUACCCGACGAAUCUGCGCCCGGAUCUGAGCCUGAUGUCGAGUGGUUCCUCAACGUCCGGCUCGACGAGCGCAUCGUCCACUCCAUCGUCGACACAGCAGCAACAACAACAGAGGCAGCAGAAGCAGCAGCAACAGCAGCAACAGCAGCAACAGCAGCAACAGCAGCAACAGCAGCAGGGAUCGUCGAUACUCUCGAUCGACAAAUUCACCGUCUUCCAGACGAGCGAACCCGUGUCGGUGCGCGCAACCUACGGGCCCUUCAGCACCAAGCAGACGGUGCCUGCGCGCUACAUAGUGCCGGAUCCUCUGGACGUAAUGCCGGUGCCGAACAUCGACCCCAGAAAGAAUAACGGCAGCAGUUUCAUCGGGUCUACGCUUUUGGAACUCCAAGAGCUCGGCGCUCGACACUUGGAUAUGUCCGCUCACCUGGUAAGCACGAGCAUACCCAGGGACUCGCCGGUUUUGCGGGUCCUCUUUCACGCUGGCAACGAGGCCACAGGUCGACGCCAGCUGCUCCUGGGUCGUCAUCAACGCGUCUGCGUCCUCCUGCACGCGAGCCCGAGCGCACAGAGUCGACCGGGCGACGCCGACGGCGACGGCCUCGCCGGGGGUCCCCUCACCGCGACCUGCAGCCCCGACGGCCAAGACGGAGUUUGCCUCGCCCAGAUCACGGUGCCCGCGAGUUGGUGGCCUCCCCUGCCGCCUCCAGACUCCACGGGCCGCGUCAAGCCCGUCAAGACGCUCCCGAGGACGGUGCAGCUGUCGUAUUCGGUGCUGGAGCCGCGUGAUCCCGAGGAGGCUGCGGGUCACGUUCUCGAUUCCGGGGUGGGUUCGUUCUGCCAGCCGAAGGUCCAGAUACAACCGGUGACGCCCCUUGGGCAGGCGACUCUCGCGCCCAACCGCGCGACCUACAAGGAACUCAAGACCGACGAGUAUCUGACCCUCCUGGUACCUCAUGGACCGCUCUAUCCCCGCUCCAGGCUACACAUACCCGUCUUCCUCCAGUCGCACUCGUCGAAGCAGACGAGCCAGGGUAGGCCACCCGUCGCCGCUGUUUUGCUCAGAGCGAGAGUGAAGGCGGGAGUUAAAAUUUUGGAUGCAUCGUCGAGUAGCCCUGAUUGGAUCAUCGAGUCUGAUAUAAAUAUAAAAAAUACGGCUGCUACUUUCACCGCAAGGCGAAAGGAAAAUGUAUCUCGACUGCCAAAUGCCUCGGCCGAGGAGAUAAUGACGAUGUUGCUGGAGGCGAGCGAGGAGAACACCGAGAGCAAGGAGCACGGGGGCGACCGUAUUGUCUGGAGCGUGCGCUACGCCCUCGAGGGCGAGGAGGACAACGUCUCCCUGGCCGGGCCCUUCCAGUCGAAUCAGCAGCAGCAGCACCACCAUCACCAUAACGGGGCCGGCGAUCGCAAGAAGCUCCAAGCCCAUCUCGAGAUACAGAAGGACGACAUCCAAGCGGUCCUGCCCAUUUCCAAGAAUUGGGAGGUGAUGAAUACGGCAGUGCUGACUGGGAGGCAAAUUUCUCAAGCGAUAAAAGUGUUUAUCGUGAGCCAAGCUGGAAGAGUCGCUGAUGUCACUCUUCAAUCGUCUUGCCAUUCCGAGGAUGAAAGUGUACUGAAGGUAUCCUCGUCGUGCAGCAGCGUGUACGUCGACGGCUCGGAGAUCCGUGGCUCGAGCAACGCCUCGGUUCUCUUCAAGUACGGUACUUACACGGGCUUGGCGCGCUUCACCGUCUGGAUGCCGGAGUUCCCGCUCGAGGUCUCGGUAACGGACACGAGGCUGAAUCAGAUAAAGGGUUGGAAGGUACCCGAAGAGCAUCCGAUAGCUAAGAACAAGCGGAGCCUGAACGCGAGCGCGGAGGGCAAGAGGACGGCCCCGAGAAAGAGGGGUGCAGCGCUCGAGCACCGCGCCAAAAACGCCGGCCUCGCGCGGAAGGGAAAGCGACGGCUGGUGAACGGCGAGGAGCUGGAUCAUAACGAGGAUGAUGAAGAUGACGAUGAUGAGGAGGAUGAGGAUGAGGAUGAUGAUGGGGACGACGAGGAGGGUGAUAACGAGGAGGGGGAGGAGGAUGAGGUGGACGGCGACGAUGAGGAGGGGCCGAGGACAGAGGAGGAGGAUGAGGAGGAGGAGGAGGAGGAGGACCCAGGGGGACUCGGAGUGGGCAAGAUGAGGUUCCGUAGCGGUGAUAAAUGGGACGAAAUCAACUCGAUCGAUCGCACCGCCACGACCGCCAGUUGUCGGCUUAGAUUUCAGCAGAGCCCCGUCGACGUGCACGUGCGCUUCCUCGCCGUGGAUCACGACUCCGGACGCGUCUCGUACUUUGUGAACAGGCGCACGUGGCUACGAGUAACGGACCUCGUGGCUGGUCUUUUGCGCGUGUCGGAUCCGCGCAUCGCUACGCUCGUCCAGGGCAGGAUCGUGCAAGGACGCGGCAUCGGCAGAACCGAGGUCCAGGUGCUUUCACCCAUCAAUGGUCGGGUGAUCGGGGCGAAGGAGGUGCGGGUCGGCAACGACCGCGUCUCCAUCUCCCAGCUCUCUGUGAAGGUCGUCUCGGGACUGCAGCUCAACAUCAGUCCGGAUAGCGCAAUCGAGAAUGGCUACGUGGCCGAGACGUCGGUCACGAGGAAGCUCACAGCCCAAUACCAGGAGGGCCUCCUCGACAUUGACAUCGAGUUCUCCGAUGGCACGAGGACACCGCUCCGUGAGAUUGCGGUAAGUGACUACCAGUUGAUGGUAGAGAGCCUGGACCCGGAUGUGGUGGCGUUCGCCCCGAUGGUGGCCUCUCACCAUCCGCGGGUGAUCGCGGUCGGCGAGGGUCGCGGUGAUCUUCUACGGGUCAGCCUCCAGCUGUCUGACGUCUGCCGCCUGGCGAAUCGUCGGGCGAAAGCCGCGACCUCGAGGUCCGCGGUCGUAUUGCCCCUUGCGACGGCCUCGGCCAACGUCGAGGUCGACUUCACCUCGGGCGACCAGCCAAGCCGACCAGAAUUCGUGCAGAACGACGGGGGCGGCAACCUCGGCCUCGGCGCCCAUCAUCGAGAGCGCAAGACCGGGAGGGACAUCGCCCCGGAUCUUCACGACAUCCUCAUUGCUUCGAAACUUUCAGGAGGCAUGGGAGGCGUGGGUAUACGUCACAACGGGGGCCCGCGUAUGACGCCCCUCGAGAUCGGCAUGUACGUGCUGCUCGCAGCCUUCUGUUUCGCCAUCGUCGUAUUCGUAGUCUCGUGCGUCGUCUACGCGAGCAAGUUCAAGCCCCAGAGCUCGACGGAGUCGGCCCUACCGGUGCUACCGGUAAUAGGGGCCGCAAGGGCCGCCGCCAGCCAAUUCGGCCAGAACCGAAGCAGGCCGAGGGAAUCCACGACCAACGCCCACGACUGGGUCUGGCUUGGCAGGGCGACCUUGGAACGCGCUGCCUGCGCACCCCAGCAGGUUCGUGUCACGAGUAAUCCACUGUUGGCCGAGCCGGAGGACGAGACAAUGGAUCUUGCGACGAGCUUCGACAAUCCAAACCACGUGGAGCUGCCGUCACUGGGAUUGCACUCGAGCACGACUUCGUCGGCGGCGGUUCCCAUCGACACAACCACCUAUUGCAAGCGCGACAAGACGCCGCGCAGCUUCGCUUCCAGACCCUCGCCCACAUCCGCACACCGAAAAGAGUCAGUAUUUUAUAAUAAUAGUCCCAGCGUCUUAAUCGAAUGGGUGGGUGGUCGUUGCGGCUUAACUUGGCACGUAGAUCCUACGACCAUCGCGAUCGAUUUCGUCAAAAGCUACGCGACAUCGAUUCUUCCUAACAACGGAGGCUGGGCCAAUGGGCUGCUUUGGGAUUCGAAAUUCAACGAUAGAGAUCGUGACACGGGCGCUUUGUGGUUGUGCAGUAACGAUGUCUCCUGCUCCUCGUCGGCAUCGUCGUCGUCCUCGUCGUCGUCGUCGUCGUCGUCUUCGUCGCCACCGGCACCACCGCUACCACCUCACAAGGCCUCGAAGCAAUCGGGUGAGAACGGUAACGAGGACUACAAGCCCCCGGUGCCGCCUCACCGCAACGGCUCGGGAGCCCACACCCGGCACCCGGAGACGCCCAAGCGUCGACAUCACCAUCAGCGCGCCAACAGUAGCGGGGAUCAUGGGGCAGGCAGACGGCACGAGUCCAGCCCCGGCAAGCACCAUUACCAUCGACAGGUUAAGACCAGUCGCUCCAAGGCCAUAGGCUGCGCCGAGCAGCCGCCACCCAAGGAGGCCAACUACAACGCCGAUCUUGCCUUCGUUGAGGUGCUCACGACGACAGCGACGAUGGCAACGACGAUGGCAACGACGAUGGCAACGACGAUGGCAACGACGACAACGACGGCGACCGCGACGGCGACGACGACAACGGCCACGACGGCCACAGCGGCUACGAGCACGAGUCCCGGCCUUGACGACCUCAACCUCGGCAUGGACUACAAUCAGAUAAUGCAGUACUUCGACAACCUGAAGGAGUCGAACGCCUAGGGUAGGGCCAGGGGCAGCCGCGACCGCAGCAGCCUACGCUUCAUUUUCAGUAGCUCGCAGCAGCACACGCAUUCGCAGUAGGACUCGUUGGGUACUUGGACCAGCCGCGUGACCGGUGCCGACUCGUCUCACGAUACUCCCGUCGUCUCUCACUAUGUUGUAGAGGGAAUGAGCAAAGCUUCGUGGGUGUAUCCCCGCGUCGCUGGAUGAGCCGAAAGCGAGAAAUCUCGAUGCUCUUGGCUAGUGUCCGUGACAGCGGAAAUGUCUAAUAUUUCUUAAAUAAGCUUACGGUACCGAACCCCUGGGUUCGGUUCGGAUUACUUGGGUUACUUGGACACGGCUCGUUCCGAUAUUAUUGGCUCCAGUCCCCCUAGUACCCGUCUCUACUUUUUAUGAUUAUUUCUUCUUCUUCAUUUU